Messenger RNA from Aspergillus alliaceus, 7564 nucleotides. RefSeq lists its product as uncharacterized. The transcript is spliced from 2 exons. Lineage: Eukaryota; Fungi; Ascomycota; Eurotiomycetes; Eurotiales; Aspergillaceae. Bases 480 to 7085 code for a protein of 2201 amino acids. The record is from RefSeq and is a predicted model, not a curated record.
UGGAGAUUGGGCCCGAUGGUGGUUGAUGCCCCAUGAGCUACCAUUCAAUUUCCCUCCAGUUCUUCAAACUCCACUUCAUUGUUUGGGUCCUCGAUUGCCAAUUAAUUGAUUAUCUACUCCAGAAUCUACUCUGGUCUUUGACCUCUUUGUUGAUAGCCGUUCGUCGCGCUGUUCCUCGCCCUUCCCUCCCCUCCAUCCCUCGAUAGCAAGCGCAUUUGUAUUUUUGUAUUUUUUUCUUUUUUCAUCUUUUGCCUUUCCCCUUCACGAUUCUUGUGCUUCUGUUGUGCUACGUCCCUUGAUGUGACCAAGAGUUACCUACUACCACUUUGUUUUGACGAACUGAUAUGCCUUUACGACCUUAAUUGACGAACAUUCUUCUGCGCAUUCCGAAUACAACAACCCCUCUCGCCCCCCCGAUUCUAUUUUGUUUGAACCACCAACGCAGGAUACCAAGUUUAUCGAAAAGCCCAGGUCUCACAAUGCCGGCGGCUCAUACUCGCGACGGUUCCCGAGACCGGGAACUCGUUGUCAGACAUCAAUCAAUCCCUAUGUGGGAUAGUUCAGAUCCCGAACGCGCGCCUCCGCCAUUGCCCUUGAACCCGGGAUCGACAAGUCCCGCAACGAAGGGAAAUGUUUCCCCCGGCAUUCAGGCCAUGGCUGCCAGCUUUACAGAAAAGAUGCGGGAAAAUGCUCCCAGCCCAUACACGACAAACCCCAUGCCUCCGAAGUCGCCUGAGAAGUCUCUCAUCAAGGGACAAUUUCACAAGCGCAUGCAGUCCUUUCAGAAUAAUUCGGAUCCUCGAUCCGAGUUCUUGAACUAUCUAGAAAGCAAGUCGCCGGAAAAACCUCAACGAGCAUCGACUUUUGAUUCGACCACCAUUAAACCACUGGAAAAGAGUCCAGCGAAACCGGAUCCAGACGAACCGGAUCCGGACCGGGAGCUCCCCAACUUGCUCAUAUCGAACCGUUACCUCUCCAAACCGAUCAUCGGGGAAAGCACCCCUCCCUCCGCCACCAUGCUAGCGCUGCAGAACAUGCAAUUGCCGAGUGACGACGAUUUGCAACCGAAGAGUACCGAGUCCGAUCCUUUCAUUGGGCCUAACCGGCCUCCAAACUACAGCUUCGAAUCGUUGUCCACGCAGAUCCACAGUCUGACCGAUAUCGCCAGCAACCUCCAGCGGGAGAUGGCUCAGCUGAGCCGUCGAAGCAAAGACAAUGCGACAGAUUUAGUAAGCCUGAAAGCUGCGACGAAUGCUCGAGAUGAGGAUAUCCGAAAAAGCCUCCGCGAAUUAUCCUCUAAUUUGACAUCAAGAUUCCUUGAUCCUGAGGCUGCCACAAGGUGGGAUUUCAGUGCUCUCCUGGGUUCUGAUAGUGGUGUUAACCAUAGGGAAUCGGAUAGUUCUCCGAAUUCGAAGAAGAGCUAUGGACGGAUGUCAAGUCCAAAUCCGUUCGCCGCAGCGAUGGAGCGCGAGCUGUGCGCGUCUCCGACACCUAUCUCUGACGGAUCGGCCAGUAUUGCCUUGUUGGAAAAGGUUCUCCGGGAGAUGGCCACCAAAGAAGGCCAAGAAAAGCUCACAGAACUUAUCGAUGAGAUCAAAGCCCGCCCCGCUUCUGAUACUUCCAGCCCAGCGGUUGAUAGUGCGACGAGGACGAUGCUCGAGGAGAUUCUUAGCAUCGUCAAAGAUGAGUCGGAGAGCAAGGCUUUGGUGCGUAUGCAGACCGGUGCUUCUUUCAAGACAGGCAGGUCGAAAUCCAUGGACCCCGAGCAUCUAUACACGCCGGAGCUCGACAUGGUUCAUGGGGACAAUGGCCGACUAUCCGCACGCUCAAUGUCUCACUCCGAUGAUGCGACGACAGAAGAAAUGUUGUCCAUCAUGAGGCGAGUGAAGAACAGCGUCAUUGAAGGAGGUGGAAUGACUAAUGAAGUGAAGAGGCUGGUGCGUGAGUUGCGUGGUGAGGUACUGGGAAUGGGAAGAGACCUAGCCCGUAAACUAGAAGAAAUCGAAAUUGCUCGCGAGGCCGCAGAGGACAAGCCAACCGGCCCUGGGAGGGAGGAAAUCUCCGACAUUGUUCACGAUAGUCUGUGUGAGCUAAGGGAGCAUUUGGAAGCAAUCGUCAAUGCGAACAAACAGCAUUCAUCUGCUCUUUCCGAAUUCCGGGCCGCGAUGGACGGGGCUCAAAUCUACUCCAUCGUAAAACAGGCCUUCGAUGACCUCGACCUGUCUCAGCUUCGAGAUGAGCCCAAGGGUCCCUCUAUGGAGAAGGAAGAUAUCCUGGAGACUGUGCGUGAGGCCUGGGAAACAUACAAGCCCGAGAUUGAGCUGCAAAACUUUGGGCUGGAGCGCGAUGAGAUCCUGGAAUGCCUCUCGGAAGGCCUCAAAGCUUAUCAGCCCCAGCAUGAGGAGGCGGUCACAUACGAUCAGGUCUUGGCAGCUAUACAGGCCGGUAUGCAGCAGUUUGAGCAACCGCCAACUAUCACCAAGGACGAGAUAGUGCACACAAUCCGUGAAUGCCUCGAGACGUCGCAAUCUGCUACUCGGUCGGCUCAAGACGAGAAACUGGAUGCUAUUCGGGAUAAUAUACUGCAGGCAGUUGCCGAAUCAGUAGCAUCCCAAAAUGCACUGACGAAGGCCUCACUUGACUCCGGCAUUAGUCGCGAGGAGAUCUUGAGUGCGGUCGCACAAGGGAUUGAAACGCACUUUUCUGCGUCUCGGGCCAUUGAGAGCCCGCACCUCACCAAAGACGACGUUGCCAAUGCAGUCAACGAUGCAUUCUACGCCCAACAGUCGGCCCUCAGCACCAGUGUCCAGCCUACAGUUUCCCGCGACGAAAUCCUCGCUGCGAUUGCUGAGGGCCUAGAGGCGCAGAAUGGCAUGAGCCGAGAGAUUGAGCUCAACACGGACGAUCUCAUGGAAGCCAUCUCGGCUGGUCUCCACGAGGCCAACGCCGCAAACCAGAGUGUUGGGGAUCAGAUCCUUGAACGAGUCCAGGAACACCACGAUGGAAUGAAGGAGGAACUCAAGCAGCAAUCACUUGCCAAGGAGAGCGACACCGUCCAGAUCCUGGACGCCAUCAAGGACGGCAUCGCCGUGGUGCGACAGGAGGUCGAAGGCUACGCCGCUUCCGCCAUCGAAGCUACCGGGCAACAUGAAAUCAUGGACACCGUGAAAGAAGGUUUCCGACUCCUGCAGGCAGACAUGGAGAGAACAAUUGCCGAGAGCGUGAUGGCAAGCGCCCCUCGCAACCCGGACACCCCGGAGCUUCUUGAUGCGAUGGAAAAAGAGUUCGAACACCUUCGCUCCACUAUCAGCGCCCUUCUUCGCACUGAACAAACCCCCAGCAGUGAUAAGGAUGAGAUCCUCGACGCCAUCCGCGAUGUACAUGAGGCCCAUAAGCCUGGUAGCAACCAGGAUAUUGCUGAUAUUAUCAAGCGUGAAUUUGAGGGGCUCAGGGACUCGAUGAACAUGAGCCUCGUUCGUACGGAACCAGAGCCACCGAAGAGUGACAAAGACGAGAUUAUUGCUGCUAUUCGCGAGAAUCUCGAUACUUUCCGCAGUGAUAAGAGCGACAAGGAAGAGAUUGUCGCCGCUCUUCGGGAGAACCUCGAAAGUUUCAAAGGAGAGCGCAGCGAUAAGGAUGAAAUCAUUGCAGCUCUGCGCGAGAACUUCGAUACUUUCCGCCGUGAAAAAAGCGACAAGGACGAGAUUAUCGCCGCUCUGCGCGAGAAUUUCGACACUUUCCGUAGCGAGAAGAGUGACAAGGAUGAUAUUGUCGCUGCUCUUCGUGAGAACCUCGAAAGUUUCAAGGGUGACCGGAGUGAUAAGGAUGAGAUCAUCGCAGCUCUGCGUGAAAGUCUGGAGACCUUCCGGGAUGAAGGCAAUCGUUCUAAGGACAUUGGUGAACCCGAGUUUUCCACUGGCGACUUGAUUGACGUUUUCAAUGAUGGGGUUGGCACAAUCCGGGACGAUCUAGGAAAACUGUUGGAUAGGCCAGCAGAAUUCGAUUACAACGAGCUUUUGGAUACCCUCAAAGAAGGACUCAGUAGCCUGAAAGCGGAUGUCGAAAUCUUGCGCAAAUCCCAGCAGGAAGACGAAGACAUUACCACAACCCGAGGAGGCGAGUUGAUGCUGGCCAAUCAACCCAACAUGAACAGCGACAUCGAAGGACUAAAAGCCCUGAUUUCCCAGCUCCAAACCAAGGUUGAAGCUAUCGACUCCGCACCCCGCGUUGCAGAGUCCGCCACAGACGCCGUCAAGAAAGAGCACCUGGAUGAGGUCUUAGAAGGCUUGCGCGAGCUCCAAGGCUCUGUGGCUGGUAUUGCGGCCCGGGAGAACCCCGUGGACGAGACAACCGCCAAGAAAGAGGACACGGAUGCGAUCGAGACAUUGCUGCGGAACACAAAAGCUCAGCUCGAUGAGAUGAAGUUCCCCGCAGCGGACGAGAUUGCUAGAGCGGAGCAGCUGGGAAGUUUAGAAACUGUGGUCAAGGAGACCAAGGAAGCUCUAUCUGAACUUAGCACCCGCUUGGAAACCGAGGGCCCUACUAAGUCUGAGAUCGGUACAUUGGAGACUCUUAUGAAGGAAAUGUGGAUUGCUCUCGACGAACUGAAGGGUAAAGGGCCCGAAGGGGAGAACGAUACUGAGAAACUAGUUAAAGCCGACCUACAGACAGUGGAGGCGAUGAUCUUCGAAGUGAAGACCCAAGUCGACGACCUCAAACUCCCCGACCCUGAGGCCUUACCAACCAAGACCGAAGUCCAAGACCUCUCAGCCCUUGUCACCGAAUUCAGGGAGAAAGUUGAGGCCGAGAAUGAGCUGACAGCUCAAGGCUUCGAGGCCCGCAAAGUGGAACAUGCAGGCCUCGCUGAGAAGAUUGAGGAGGCUAAAACUGUCGUUGAAGGCCUUGGUGAUGAGCUGAAGAGCAAGCUGGAUGGAAGCAGUGAGGGCCUCUCUGAGCUCAAGCAGCUUCUGGAAGGUUUAGCAGUCUCUGCGGAGAGCUUUACGACAGUUGAAAAUGUUAAGGAACUCACGGAACUCAUCAAUCGCGAGUUCGAGCGGGCGCGCGGUGAACAGGACGCGAGCAAGCUCGAAAACGAGGAGCGAGACGCCGCUGCUCUUGUUAAGCAUGACGAGACCAGAGCCGCGAUCAUUGUGGAACUUGGUGCGAAGAUCGAUGAAAAACUGGGUGAGGUUAUGGCCAAGUACGAUGACAUGCAGACUGCAAUGGAUACUAAAUUCUCGGAGUCUGUUGAGCGCGACAAUGCCCAUCUUGAAGCCGCGACAGAUACAAAAUCACUCGCGGAGGACAUUAAGCUUGUUAUCGGUACUAUGGGUGACAGCGUCAAUGAAGCUUGUGAGCGCAUCAGUGUAGACACCAAGUCCUUCCUCGAGAAGGUCGAUGUGUCCUACAACAAGAUGGAAGAGAUGCACAACGAAGUCAAAACACAACAGGAACAAGCCCGGUCCGACAUUGAGAAGGCCGCAGCUGCAACAGAUCGUGUGGAGAGCAAGCUGCAUGAGUUCCACCCCCAGGUCUUAGAAUCUAUCCAAGAAAUUCUCAGCAUUGUCGGACAGCACUACGAUCACUCGCAGAGGUCUACAGAAGCUAUCAAGAUGGAUCUGUCUGCCCUUCCUUCGACUAUCCCACAGAUGUUCCCCGCUUUGCCGCCCCCUGAGCCGGAAAAGUACGAUGACUCCAAGGUUCACGAGAAGCUGGAUGACCUGUUGCAUCACGCAAAGAAUGAGAAAGUCCAGGAGGCACUGGACAUUCUUGUCGAGCGUGUGACGAACAAUCAAGUGCACGAGAAACUUGAUCAGCUUCUGAGCCAGACUACGAGCACCAACAGCCAGGUCUACGACAAGUUAGAUGAGCUACUUAACCACGCUGCGGAGAAUAACGGACCAAUCCAUGAUAAACUAGAUACCCUCAUCGACCAUGCGACUAACACAGACCAAUCCGUCACACAGAUGAUGAAGCUGGACGAAAUGCACAAGGAUAUCAUGGAAACGUCCCGCAGGAUGACUGAGAUGUUCGCAGCACAAUCUGCGAUCGUGGCUGAAGACAACGAGCGCAAGCGCCGCGAGGCUGAGGAAGCCGCAGUUGUGCUUGAGAGGAGGAACGCACAGAAAGAACAAGUGGAGACCGAGAUUGUAGGCCUCAAGGAUGAGAAGGACUCUCUCCUGAAGAUGAUCCAGAAUCUGAAGGCCGAGAAGGAAGAUCUCGUGAAGCAAACCGCCAAACUGGGCAAGGAGCUCUCGAGCUUGGAGAUGGCUCUUGAACUCCGCCACGAGGAAAUGCAAGUCAUGGAGGAUCGCGCGGAAAGUCUCGAGAAACGUAUCUUGGAGGGUGUCCUCGAUCAUGCUCGCAGCGUGCUACUCAGCCGCCCUAACAAUGGCCUGAACAUGAAGAAGUCGCGCACUUCUCGGGCCCGGGGCCCUAGCGCUGCUAGUACCACCAACACUGCUCGGGACGCUCGCAGCAUCUUGGGCAACAGUGUGGGCAUGGCGUUGCGGAAACGAUCGCAGGCGCCGUCCCAGUCCGGAUCUGCUACUCCGACCAAUGGCGGCAAGGAGAGGCGAAUCCUUAGUCUGAGCAAUGUUACCGGCAACCGUGGACCCACCGACCGCCAGGCUAGCGUUAGCAGUGGGUUCACGAGCCUAAAACGCAGCCACUCCGUGAAAUCCAAUCUCUCCGACCGAAAGUCAUCUUGGGGUGGCAGAAGCUCCGUGGUAAACAAGGAGAAUGAAGCCUUCCCCGAAGAGGAGGAGAACCGCAGCGAGAUAGAGAGUGACGCGGGGACAGAGCGAAAAUCAAGUUACACCGGUACAUAUACAGAUAGUUUGAUGUAUGGUACGGACAGUACCGUGACCAAUGAUCGACGAGUCAGCGGCGCCAGCACCUCCACUGAAAUAGUUGGCCAAGGCUCUCGAGAUGACGGUGACGGGCCAUCGGAGACUCAUGACGAUCUCAAGGCUGACGAUCCCGCGGGUGAUCCUGAGGUCGAUACCGAGUCAUCAAAACUGGUACUCUAUGGGCAACAUAGCGACAGUGGGAUUGGUGCCGAAGUUGCCAGCGCCGCAGGAUAACUUCGGGUCACGACCUGCUUUGUUUUGUCAUGCUGUGACCUUUGAUGAUCAUAUGGAUUCUUGAGAUACCACCGACGGCAGGUUUCCUCCGUCAAUCAAUUCCAGUGCUUUAGGCAGUGUUUAGCGUUUUUUCUAGACUCGUCUCUUUUGUACUUUCCUUUGUUAAUAGUUUUUCGAAUGAACAUUCAUGUCUCCCUGUCUUGAUUCAGUAGUAGAUAUAACUGUAGGAAUAAUAUACUGAGCAUAGCGCUUUUAAAUUCUAUUCUGUUCAUGGUAUUGAUAAAUCAAGACUUCGUCCCACCUGAUUUGUAACAUGCCUCAAAUCUUCUGACCGGCUCUUAACCAGGUCUUCAUGUGAUGGACUGAUAGUGAUGUCACAGACUUUGAAACGCUUUGGUGAAGCAUCAGUGACACACAGCAAUGAAAAUAAGCAUAAUUAUGAACUUAUUAUCAGCGAAAGAGAGAGCGGUUGACCUAAG